Messenger RNA from Piliocolobus tephrosceles (Ugandan red Colobus), 3123 nucleotides. RefSeq names its product coiled-coil domain containing 82 (gene CCDC82). The transcript has 10 exons. Gene Ontology annotation, cellular component: nucleus. NCBI's taxonomy places the organism in Eukaryota, Metazoa, Chordata, Mammalia, Primates, Cercopithecidae. The record is from RefSeq and is a predicted model, not a curated record. The coding region runs from base 680 to 2254 and encodes 524 amino acids.
GUCUCCCGGCUGGGACUUGCUUGAGCUCCCACUGCUAAUGGUUUAUUAGAGGGGCGGGGGAAGCCGUGCCUCCUGGAGGGCGGAGAGGAAAAAUUCCCGCGGGCGCUCUUUGGGUGGGUCGGAGCGCGCCCGUCAGCCCUUUGCGCGGGUCGGAGCGCGCCGGUCAGCUCUUUGCGCCUCUAGCACUCCUCAGCUGAGCUGCAGUGGGCGCGGUGCCCGUUAUUUCCGCCUUGGGGAGGUGCUUGGAACUGAUGUGGGGAGCUCGGUUGUUGAUUUCUCGGGUUUCUGGCCUUUCCAGACCCUUGUAAUUGUUUUCUCGGUGCAGAGCCCUUUUGGGGUCUGGGGGUUUCUAUCGUCCUGCGCACGUCAUCGCGAAGCUCGGCCUGAGGGUAUGGUUUCCUAGCUACUGUGCUCCUCCCUCCUGGAAGCCCAGUGACGGACUCGUGGGCUAGCAGGCGCUGCGUUCCUGCGUCCCGCCAAAGAGCAGUCAUUGUGUGGCACUGGACGGGGAAUCAAGAGACCCGGUUUCUAAUCCCUGCUCUGUCACCAACAAGCUGCAUGAUCUUCGAUUUUUUAUAGUGUGUGGUUUGUAGAAAGACUCCAGGAAUAUUCUGUGCUGUGGUGGAAAUACUGGAAUAAUCAGCCUCAUAAGCUUUAUUUUGUAGAAGCUUAAGUGAAAAUGAUACGUGUUAGAAGACACGAAACAAGGAAAAAUUCUAAAAGUCAUGUGCCUGAGCAGAAAUCUCGAGUUGAUUGGAGGCGAACUAAAAGAAGUAGUAUCUCACAAUUAUUUGAUAGUGAUGAAGAGCUUGAUAGUGAAGAAUUUGAUAGUGAAGAGCUUGAUAGUGGGGAAAGUUUUGAUAAUUACGAAAGUUUUGAAAAUGAUGAAGAGCUUGAUAGUAACAAGGGACUUGAUUGUAAUAAAACACCAGAAAGUGAAAGAGAGCUUAACUUAAGUAAAAUUGAAAGUGAAGGAAACAACAGUAAGUGUCUCGUUAACACUGGCAACAGUUCAACAUAUGAAGAAGAAACGAACAAAACCAAACAUAGGAAUAUUGAUUUACAACAUCAGGACAAUCAUGUAAGUCAAGAGGAUAAUGAUCUCAACAAACAAACUGGACAAAUAAUAGAGGAUGAUUUAGAAGAAGAACACAUCAAGCGAGGAAAAAGAAAAAGGCUGUCCUCUGUGAUGUGUGACAGUGAUGAGAGUGAUGACAGCGAUAUCCUAGUUAGAAAAGUAGGUGUUAAACGUCCACGUAGAGUGGUUGAAGAUGAAGGUUCUUCAGUGGAAAUGGAGCCAAAAACUCCUGAAAAAACAUUAGCUGCACGAAAGCGAGAACAACUUCAGAAGCUCAAAGAACUCUCAAAACAAAGAUCUCGUCUGAGACGCAAUAGUGGUAGAGAUUUUGAGGGCUCUGAAAAGAAAUCCUGCCCAAGCAGUGAUGAAGAUGAUGAGGAGGAAGAAGAGGAUGAUUAUGAACCUGAUGAAGAUGGAGAUGAUAAUAGUAUCGAUGACUUUGUAGUGCAAGAUGAGGAGGGUGAUGACGAGAAUAAAAACCAACAAGGAGAAAAAUUAACUACAUCACAACUGAAAUUAGUAAAACAGAAUUCUCUUUAUUCUUUUAGUGACCACUAUACUCAUUUUGAAACAGUUGUGAAGGCUCUUCUGAUCAAUGCUUUAGAUGAAUCUUUUCUGGGAACAUUAUAUGAUGGCACAAGGCAAAAAUCAUAUGCAAAAGAUAUGCUAACAUCUCUUCAUUAUUUGGAUAACCGCUUUGUUCAGCCUCGUCUAGAGAGUUUAGUAUCUAGAAGUCGUUGGAAAGAGCAAUAUAAGGAGCGGGUGGAAAAUUAUUGUAAUGUAAGUAUUCGUUUGAAGAAUCCUGAAAACUGUUCCUGCCAGGCUUGUGGACUGCAUCGCUACUGUAAAUAUUCAGUGCAUUUAUCAGGAAAGUUGUAUAACACCAGGACCAUGAAAAUAGAUAAUUUCAUGUCCCAUGAUAAGCAGGUGUUCACUGUUGGCAGAAUUUGUGCCGACCGUACCAGAAUUUAUCAUAAACUGAAACAUUUUAAAUUCAAACUAUACCAGGAAUGUUGCUCUCUUGCAAAGAGAGAAGUUAAAGAUGAACAAGUUAAAGAAACAGUGGAAAGAAUUUUCAAGCAGUCAAAAGAAAGAGGCUGGAUUAAGCAGAAAUAUGGUCAACUUGAAGAAUAUCUCAAUUCUGCGGAUUACUUUCAAGGAGAGAAGUUUGACUGAAUUGUAACACAUUUCUAUCAGAGAAGAUUUUUUAAAUUCCUGUAAAUGUGAAGAUCAUGAUUCUUGUUUUUCUGUAUCAUGUGAUGUAUUUAUACAUUUUCUCUAUAUCUUUGUGGCAAAAUAUUUCGUUUAAAACAUAAUUAUCUUAAUUCCUGUGAAAUGACACUCUACACUCUAAUUAAACUUUUAUCUGAUGUACAUAAAAGCAUUAUCUUAAUUUUUAAGUCUGUAAAUAUGUUUUAAAGUUAUAUAAUAAUGGCUUUGUAACAGAUGACUGUCAAGUGAAUGAGCUGUUCAUAUCCUGUCAGUUUAGUCAAAAUAUAUUGUAUUUUAAAAAUGUAUUUAGACUAACAUCUACAUGUAUUUUUACUGAAUUCCUGUCCUUUUACAGUAUUAAAUGAUUUUCAUUGAUAUAUUUUUUACUGCUAUCAUCUAAAUCAGUGGACUAUGGAAGAAACCUCAAUAUUUCAUUCACUUCAAUCCCCUUGCUUCAGAAUCAGAUCAUAGCAUAUCUAUUCGAAAUAGAGGAAUGCUUUUUUCCUUUUCUUGAAAGUUUCUCUUUCAAAUAGAUUUCAGGCCUCCAGAGUCUUUCAACCCUCACAUUCAGGAAUAAUUUUAUAUACAUUUUCAUGCUUUAUAAUGUUCUUACUUUUUUAUUCAAUUUUGUCUAUAUGUGGAUGAUUAAGAUGUAUUUUAUUUAUUUUUAUCCAUAGCUUUUUCCAUAUAAAUAUAUAUCUUAGGGUCAGAACUGCUAAAAGAGACAAACUCAGCCAGAAGCACUUGGAAAGCGUAUUUUGGUAUCUGCAUUGCUUUGCACAUCUAAAUUUUCCCAUAAAGUAAUAAAGUAAAAUGGUUGCAGAGUGAACAAA